Messenger RNA from Anguilla rostrata (American eel), 4270 nucleotides. RefSeq names its product tudor domain-containing protein 7B-like. The coding region runs from base 271 to 3588 and encodes 1105 amino acids. The transcript is spliced from 17 exons. The record is from RefSeq and is a predicted model, not a curated record. Lineage: Eukaryota; Metazoa; Chordata; Actinopteri; Anguilliformes; Anguillidae.
GGCUAAAAUGUUUGGUAAUGAAAGUAUAAGCCUAUCCACUAGCCAACAAUAUAAUUUUUUCAAAUAAAAUAAAAACCAUUGAGCAUCGGUAGCACCGUUCAUGAAUGUCACUGGAGUCACACUAUCAGAACUCUAAUCACCGAAGCAGAAUCGUGACAAUCGUGACGUCAGGUCGCGUGAACAUCGGUUUCCUAAAUUCAAACUAACGGUAGCAGAUAACAUAACUGAGUGGACUUGCCGAAAGCAACACGAUUCUACUUACGAAUAAGGAUGUCAGACCUGGAGGUGGUGAAGAAGAUGCUCCGGGCCGUGCUGCAGUCGAAGAAGAGCGGCGUGUCGCUGUCGCGGCUGCAGUCGGAGUACUGGGCGCUGACGGGCGAGUUCAUCCCCCACAAGCAGAUGGGCUACCCCACCAUGGAGGCCUUUCUGCGCAGCGUGCCCUCUGUCGCCCGCAUGGAGGUCAGCCGCGUGGGGGAGGUGGUGUGUUUCGCGGCGGUGUGCAAGGAGACGGCGCACAUCGCUCAGCUGGUGGCCCGCCAGCGCACCUCCAAGAAGGCGGGGGGGUCGCAGUUGGUGAACUGCCAGAUGAGGGUGAAGCCCAGCUCGCCCUUCAUGCUCUACGCAAAGCCCAGGACGUCUCUGCGGCAGCCGGAGCACCUGGGCCGGUCCGUGCGGGGCGGGGCGCGCCAGCCCCCUGCUGGGCGCCCGGGGUGCGUUGGGGACCGCCGGCAGACGUGUGUGCGGGACACCCAGCCUGAGGAGAGGGGGGGGGUUUCGCCCCAGCUCCGCGCCCCUGAGGAGAGGGGGGUCCUGUCUCCCCAGCUCCGCGCCCCCAAGGAGAGGGGGGUCCUGUCUCCCCAGCUCCGCGCCCCUGAGGAGAGGGGGGUCCUGUCUCCCCAGCUCCGCACCCCGAACGUGCAGGUGAAGAAGCCCAGCGUGACCACUGAGAGGCCGGAGAAGAGGAUGACCCUCCCCUCCAGAUUUCAGAAAGAAGUGCAUGCCUUCAUCUCCAGGAACUCCCAGCAGACCACUCCUGCUCACCUGAAUGAGAACAACGUUUCUGUGAAGCCCAGACCGGCCCCACCCCCAGCCCCGCCCGCCUCCUACAACGCGCAGGUGGUCCAGGGCCGCCUAAAAGAGGUCCUUCACAAGCACAGCAAUGGAUUCUGGGUAUCCAAGCUGCCCCAGCUGUACCGUGAGCUGUACAAGCAGGAGCUGCCCCCGGACGCACUGAGGGAGCUGGAGCACUGGUCCCAUAUCUGCACGGUAGAGAAGCCCUGCAGCAGUAACCCCGCGGAGAGGCUGCUGUACCCCUCUAAAGACCUGCGGCAGCCCAAGCUCCCCGUCCCCAAACCCCCAGCCCGACCCAAACUCCAACCCGCCGCGCUGCUCCCGUCCCCCGGCCCGAGGGCCCCGGGGGGGGCGGCUCUGGCUCCGGAGCUCAAGCAGAAGCUGGCGCUGCUCCUGGGCAGGUACACCAGCGGCCUGUGGGCCCACGCCCUGCCCAAACUCUUCCAGGAAGCCUACAAGAGCCCGCUGCCCGCGCAGGUGCUGGGCGAGCUCGCCCUGCUGGCGGACAUCUGCACGGUGGAGUACCCCAUGCCCGACAACACGCGCAAGGCCAUCCUGUACGCCCGCGAGCCCGCGGACGCCGCCGCCCGCCCCCGCGCCCGCCAGGAGGCCGGCCGCCGCCUCAGCAGCCAGGCCGUGCCCCCCCUCGCCCUCCCCGCUGAGGAGUACCCCUCCGUGCUGGUGGUGGAGGCCGGCAGCACCAACAGCGUGGUCCUCAGGUACAUUGGGGAGGGCUACUCUCAGGCUCAGGAGCAGCUGGAGGAUGAGAUGAGGGAGUUCUACAGCCAGGCCGGCGCGGGGAAGGCGCUGCUCAACCCCGCCACGGGCCAGCUAGCCGCCGUGCGCGCCGAGGAAGAGGAGGAGGUGCUGCGCGCCCAGGUGCGCGAGGUCACUGCCGACAGGGUCAAGGUAGGAGCGCUGCGGUACUCGCCCACGCGGCGGCCAUUUUUUCUCGGUGCCUUCCAGGCCGCCAAGUGCAAGCUCGCCGGGCUGGAGCCCUUCUGCCAGGACCCGGCGGUGCUCCAGAGCUUCGAGGCCCUGGCCGGUGGGAAGAUCCUGCUGGCGGAGAUCCUGGAGCGGGGCGACACGCCCCUGGUGGUGCUGUACGACACGUCGCAGGAUGAUGAUGUCAACAUCAACACCGCCUGCCUGAAGGCCGUGCACGACAAGUCCCUGGGGAACCCCCUGCAGGUGAACAGCAUCUACGCCAACGUCUCGGUGACCAACGUGUGCUCCGACGGAACCGUCUUCUGCCACCUGCCCUCGCGGGGCCAGGCCAAGCUGAGCAGCAUCCUGGAGAAGGCCGAGGCCUACUUCCUCUCGCAGGUGACUCCUGAAUUCCUGGUGUCCAAGCCGUUUUGUGGGAAGUGCUGCCUGGCACGGUAUAAGGGCAAGUGGGCAAGAGUGGAGAUCACUAACCUGCAUGGCAGCCGGGUCCUGGACAUCCUGUUUGUGGACCUGGGCGUUCCCGCCUCUGUGGAAGUGAUUGAGCUGCGGGAGAUCCCGCCCCCGUUCCUGCGUGAGCUCAUGGCCAUCCCGCCGCAGGCCAUUAAAUGCUGCCUGGCGGACCUGUCUGUGAGCGGGGGCUCCUGGACCCCUGACGCCGUGCUGUGGCUCAGAGACGCUGUGCUCAACUCCACCGACUGCAGCAUGAAGGUAUGCCAGCUGGAUGAAGCGCGGGGCCUGGUGCAGGUCUACCUGUUCAGCAGCAGUGCCCUCGACCCGCAGACCAGCGUCAACCAGCAGCUGCUGGAGUCCAGCCUGUGGAAACGCGCGACUGAUGUCGCCGUGAGCAACAGCGAGACCACGCCCCCUGCGGCCAAACCAGCUCUGCCCCCGCAGUGGGAGACCGGCGACGCCCCCGCCGCCCCCUCCCCCGCUGCCCCCGUCCCCGCAGCCCCCCCCGCCCCGCUCCAGCUGCCCCCGCUCAUGCAGCUGCCCCAGCCGGGGCACAACAUGGACAUCUACGUGUCUGUGGCGUGCCACCCCGGGCACUUCGUGCUGCAGCCCUGGCAGGACCUGUACAAGCUGGUGGUGCUCAUGGGCGAGAUGAUCCUCUACUACAACAAGAUGGAGGAGAAGCAGCUCAUCAAGGUGGAGAAGAACCAGAUCUACGCCGCCAAGGUGGAGAGCAACUGGCACCGGGUGCUGGUGAAGGGCGUUUUGACCAACGGCCUGGUGUCUGUGUACGAGCUGGACUACGGGAAGCACGAGCUGGUGGACUGCUCGCAGCUGCAGCCGCUCAUCAACGAGUUCCGCCAGCUGCCCUUCCAGGGCAUCACUGCGCAGCUGGCAGGGGUGAAGCCCAGGCAGUGGUCGGAGGAGGCCUCCAUCGUGUUCCGGAACCACGUGGAGAAGAAGCCGCUGGUGGCGCAGGUGGAGUCCGUGCAGGAGGCCCCCCAGCCCUGGGACCGGAAGGUGGUGGUGUACCUGGUGGACACCUCCCAGGAGGAGAAGGAUGUGUGGGUGCACGACAUCAUGGCCGAGCUGGCAGAGGAGCAGAGCCGGGCCGCGUAGCACCCCCUCCCCCCCCCACAACCCCCCCCGUACAGGCUUCAGACUGUUACUCAAAGUUCAGUUUACUGCCCCAUCCAGUGCCACUGUCAUUUACAGAGCAAGUGCUUUAUGUGCUCAAAAAUCCACUCCACAUAACACUCAGAUUGCAGUGAUUUACGAUGGUUUACAAAGGUCUGCUCAUUCAAUGUUUGUUUUUUUUUUUUUGUAAGAUAUUCAGAAGCUAUCCAGAGCAAAACCCUUCCUCCUUGGUUUCUGCAUUACAAUGCAGCCGUGUGUCUUAAUAGCUGUUCUGCUUGGUUGAUUGUCUUUUUUUUUCUUCUUACUUUCUUUGUGUGCUGAAAUCCUUGGAGUUUUUGAAGAAGCAUCACAGUAUCUUCACAUGUUUGUGUUUCCUUCACCAGAGUUUGUGCACAUAGGUUAUGCGUGCUCGUAUCUGAACCCGUGCGCUCGCGGCAGCGCGAGGACAGCCGGAUGCAUUGUUCUGAAUGGAACCGCAGGCAGGGAGUGUUGCUCCAGAUGAAUAUGUAUUCUGCAUAAACUUGUAUGACUGAAAGCAAUCCUUUGUUACAUGUCAGGUUUACAUUAAGGUUAAAUGCCCAUGUAGAAAGCUGUAGAAGUGGUUAACUAAAUUCGGUUUUUUUUGCUGCACUUUGUUAAAUUUAAUUAAAAAUAUGUACAUAAA